Messenger RNA from Dunckerocampus dactyliophorus (ringed pipefish), 6384 nucleotides. RefSeq names its product WW domain containing oxidoreductase (gene wwox). NCBI's taxonomy places the organism in Eukaryota, Metazoa, Chordata, Actinopteri, Syngnathiformes, Syngnathidae. Bases 132 to 1367 code for a protein of 411 amino acids. The transcript has 9 exons. Gene Ontology annotation, molecular function: protein binding. The record is from RefSeq and is a predicted model, not a curated record.
UAUUGCGGAAGUGCCAUAGAGUACAGUCUAGCGCAGCUCAUUUGACUGUUGUUAUUGUGUGCGCAGUGUAUAUUGAUUGUUAGUCUUAAGCUUUUGCGCCAUAUUUUCCUGCAAAAUAGUUUUUUUACCCAAUGGCAGCUCUGACGUACGCAGGUAUGGACGAUACCGACAGCGACGACGAGUUACCUCCUGGAUGGGAGGAAAGAUCAACGAAAGACGGAUGGGUCUACUAUGCAAACCACGAUGAGAUGAGGACACAGUGGGAACACCCCAAGACUGGAAAGAAGAAACGCUGUGCUGGAGAUUUGCCGUAUGGAUGGGAGCAAGAAACCAAUGAAAAGGGUCAAAUAGUUUAUGUUGACCACAUCAAUAAGCGGACCACAUAUUUCGACCCCCGCCAAGUGUUCACUGUGGAGGAUGUGAUGGUGAAGCCCAAGCGCUAUGAUGGAAACACGGCUGCUUUGGAGAUCCUGCAAGGGCGUGACCUGUCUGACAAGGUGGUCCUGAUUACCGGGGGCAACUCUGGCAUUGGCUUUGAGACAGCCAGGUCUUUCGCUCUUCAUGGCGCCCACGUCAUCCUGGCCUGCAGAAACCUGUCCCGAGCCAGCAAGGCCAUCAGCAGCAUACAGCAGGAGUGGCACAAAGCCCACGUGGAAGCCAUGAUGUGUGACCUGGCCUCUCUCCGCAGUGUCAGAGAGUUUGCCGACUCCUUCAAAGCCAAGAAGCUGCCCUUGCACAUUUUGGUGUGCAACGCAGCGGUGUGCACUCAGCCGUGGAGUCUGACGGAGGACGGCUUGGAGUCCACCUUUCAGACCUGCCAUUUGGGUCACUUCCUGCUGGUCCAGAGCCUACAGGACGUGCUGCGUCGCUCUGUUCCUGCUCGUGUUGUGGUUGUGUCAUCUGAGUCUCACAGGUUCACAGACUUGUUAGACUCGUGUGGUAAGGUAGACCUGGCCAUGUUGUCUCCAGCUCGCAAGGACUACUGGUCCAUGCUGGCCUACAAUCGGGCCAAACUGUGCAACAUCCUCUUCAGCAACGAACUCCACCGCCGCCUCUCUCCUCACGGGGUCACAUCCAACGCAGUGCAUCCUGGGAAUAUGGUGUACACCUCCAUACACAGAAGCUGGUGGCUGAUGACCUUCCUCUUCACUCUGGUUAGACCUUUCACCAAGUCAUGGAUGCCGUCUGGUGGUUAUUGUGCUGCAGUCGGCACCAGUAAGGGCCUUAAUGUGGGUGGAAGACCGCCCUGUGUCUUGAUGGACAGCCAAUCGGAUCCUCCGGCUCAGCGCAGGUGUGAUUUUUUUGGGUCUACCACUUUACUUUUUUGUUCCAUAAUGCUCAAGGAUCUUUCAAAAAACUUAGAAUGACUGAUUUACUGCACCCAACCUCAGCAGCAAUGGCACGUUGCGAGAAAAUAAUAAAAAAAUAAUACAAUAAUAGAUAAAAAAUCAUGCUUGUUACGUAUGUGAGUUAGAGGUACUUUCUUCAGAAACUAUUUUCUCAAAAAUGUAAACAGUUACAGACUGUACUGUACAACUGUCAAUUACAGCAACAAUGCAUUAUUUAAUUUAGCCAACAUUUUGCAAUUCGAAACACAAAAUUACACCGCUUUACUCGCUCUAGAUCAGUUUUGCUUAUCAACAGUGCCUCAACUUGGUUUAGCCUCAGGCGUUGAUGCCAAAGGUUCCAGUGGGCUGUCUGUUGGAGUCUGUCGCUCAAGCUGAUACGGGCGAAGUGGCCGUUGUCUUUGUUGAACGUACGAGUCAUAGAGGGAUAUUUUAUGCUAGGCACAGCUUAAGGCUUCAGUCUUGCAUUGUAUCCCACUUCUGGAAACACUACAAACAUCCUCAAAGCAAUCAUUGUUGAAAUGCGCUGAGCAUAACAACGAUCACUUCAAUGGCCGUUUUUUUUUUGUCCAGCUCUUCACAACUUUUUCAUCUUUCGGCCAAUUAGAAAGAUGAACACUGUGAACUAUGCCAUUAUUGCAACCUCCCGUGACACAAAGUCUUGGCAUUCUCUCCAAAAACGUCCAAAAGUUAGCUUAAAACUCAUCACAGAAAACAUUAUGCCAAUAAGCGUCCCUGCAGGGUGUCUUACUGAUAUGACGUGACAGCUCAGGGGGCUACAGAGCAUAGGGGCUGUCUUUAAGGUUUAUUAUCUUGAAAAUUAAGAAAAUGUGUAUGUAUUUAAUGCAAAAAAUGUGUGCUAUUUCAUCACUUUAUCCGUAUUUAAGGAUUUUGUAUGACCUUUAAUUUAGUAACUAUUAAUUUAGCCGAGAGCGCCGACAUCUACUCAGUUUUUCGGUUUUGUUAAAGUCGUUUUUGUUGGCACCGGGGCCAUUAUGGUAUGGAAUUUUGAUACGCAUCCCCACUCUUCGCCCCUUCCCUCCUGGAGCGCUUCAUGUUUGACUAUUAGCUGACAUGCACACAGGGAGCAUCGCUCAUCUUCCCAAUUUCUCCUCCCCUUUGCCUUGCUCCCACCACCUCCUCCCGUCUCUGUCUCCCUCCUUUCUCCUGCCCCAUGUAUAACUAUUAGCAGACAUGCUCUCAGGGAGUCUGAUGAAUAUUUUAGCAGCCGCAGGGAGGGGCUGUGAUCCUCCUCUGCAGCUUCCAGCACAGCUAAUGGACCUGAGAGUGUGUGUUUGUUGGCCUCCUGCACCCAACUGGACUGCAUUGUCCGUCUUUAGACCCCCCCCCCUCCAUUUUUUUGUGUUUGGCUUGUGCGGGAAAAUAUGGGGGCAUGUUGACUUACCAACGGUCUUUUUCACAUGUGUGUCAAAACAGAAAAAUAUCGAAUUAAAACUAUUCACAAAACUUUUUCUGGAGGUUUCUUAGAAGAGCAAACAAGUAGAUGAUGAAAUUAUGUUCAACCCAAAUCAUAUGUUUCUUCACUGCUCCCACUCCAGGCUCUACUGCACAGCGCAGCCUUAAGGUCAGGCAUUUUUUUCCUCAUCGGAAAAAAUGUAAAUGAAUUCAUUUGUUUUGGGUCAAACUGUCUCCAUCAUAAAACCUAAUUAUCCUACGGUAGCAUUUUAACGUUGUUCACACUCAUUCAAGCGUCGAGACAAAAUCCGUGUAUCAUUCGUUCAUUUGUUUUUCCUUUAGAAACACUAAAAAAAACGGAUAACGACGUGUUUUUUCAUAAUUUGUUUUUUAAACAAAAGCAAAACAUGAAUAAUGUUAUUUUGUCUUUGAUAUCUAUUAAUUAAAUAAAAUAUGAUGAAUGUUGAUAACUAGUGUAUAAAGUACAUUUUGCUAUACCGUUUUUGACACACUGAGUUCACCCUGACGAGGUUUGGAGGAGGAGGAGGUGUCAGCUAGUGUAGUUCGGUGUGCGAUUUGCCGCUUUCAAAACAAUGUGUAAUUAUGUGACCAAAAGCCUCCAAACUUGCCAUUUGAUCUAUUUUGAAUUCCCCCGGUCCUCCUCUGUGUGCACACCCAAGUCCACAUAACACUAUUUACCAGUGAAUGGCAAAAAUCAACUUUAUAGGCUUAUUCAUUUUCUUCACAUUUGAUUUCAUUAAUAGAUGUAAAAUAAGAAAAACAAAACGUUAUACAUUUUUUUAAAUUUUGUUUGAAAAAGAAUUAUGAAAAACAUUAGCUAUUAUUUUAGUGUUGGUAUCAAAUGGAAAAACAACUGAAUGAAUGAUACACGGAACAGACAAGUACAUCACGUAUGAAUAAAACAAAAUACAACCAACAUAACGGAAAAAUGCUCAUCCUUUGAAGAUUCCUGACAGACACCGAUAUUGUCCAGCACUUUAUUACCAAUACCGAUAUUUGAUGGACUUCGCAGUCGCUGGAAAGUGGUAUGUUUCGUGGUAAUUAGCGCUGCAAUUAGGCAGAGCCGCAUUACACACGGAGCAAAACUUAACACUUUACAAUCAUUGCAAAUUACAGAUUUACAAUCUGAAGGCGAAACUUGGAAAUAAUUCCCAGAUCGCGGGCAUACUGAGCUAGCAAACAUGCUGCUCUGUGGAGCACGCCAUCACUCAUGUGCCGACAUCAUUUUCACCAGAAAAAAACGAUAUCUCGUUUUUAUGCCAAUAUCGUCAGGCGAUAUUGUCAGACAUCCCUAAAUUAAACACUUUCUUAACUUAAGGGACAAUCCAGCAAGGUGUUAUAAAAGUUGAGUGAAAUACUCACACAGAUGCUCUUCCUUCACACAGUCUGGCAUCUGUGUGGUGCAAUGCACUGUAUGUGUGCAUGUGUGUGUGUGUGUGUGUGUGUGCGCACUAAUCUUUAGAUGAGGGUCUGGUGGUUAAAUCAUGAUGCAUAGUCCAGGGCUGCUCUGGCCACUGUCAUUAAUCAGUAGAGGGGCGGGGGGGACGUAUCUGCUUUUUAUCCAUCUCUUAAAUCAGUCACUGCAGCUAUCGGCAGCUCUUCCUCCUUACCUCCUAUACCUCCCCAACGCGCUCCCCGUCCAUCCCACUUCCCGUCCCUCCUCCCCCCACGGGCCGCUGAUUGAAGUGGCAUUGUUUGGGAGACAAGCGGCGCUCAAUCAAUAGGCAGUCUCACUAAAUUACCGUUUGCAUGAAAAAUGAAGGGUGGCCCAGCCUGAUUCCUUUCAGCUGGGGGUGUAUCUCCGCUUGUAUGUGUGCAGAUUGGAGCCAGAGAUAGCCACUGUAAGGAGGUGUCAUUUUGUCAGGGGAACAGGGAAGACAAAGUAGGCAGGUAGGAGAAUGUGCAUCUCCUCGCCGUCUAUUAAAGCAUUGCCAGACCACCAAGAGCUGCGUGAAGAAAGAGAAGAUGCGUUUUUUCUUCUGCUUCACGUAUUGAUCAAGGCUUGUUAAGGACUCCUUGUGACCCUGAUGCGACACACGGACCCUCACCCUUCCACUUCACCCCUCAACUUUACCUUUCACCCUUGACUUCUCUACUGCUGUUUUGGAUCUCUCCACCUCUUAACCGAUAGAUGGAUAGAUCUUUGGAAGGGGUUGUUCCAUGCGGCAUGCGCGCGUCCCGUCAGAUUAUGGACUUCCCUGAUCGUGUGUGUGCGCAUUGUGUAUGCGUUGAUUUGGAUGGCGAAGGUGUGCUGGAGUGAGGUCCCAGCCUCUGUGGCUGUUUGUGCAGCACCCUGACCCCCGGCUAUUAAUCAUCUCUAGAUGUGUGUUUACCCUCACUUCGGCUCGCCAGCUUGCAGGCACCUGGAGGGGCAAUUAGAGAGGAACCACUGCCCCAUGUGCUGUGAGGAGGAUUGCCCCCCUCCCACUUCGCAAGUCUUUGGUCACACACACACUCACAAGCGCGCACACACACACCAAACCAGCCGCACCUAUAAGGUUUUUAUUUACUUUAAAAGCAUCCUGCUGUUAUUACAAGUGGCAUCUUACCAUUAUGUUUGUAUGGGAGACAGUUUGUGUGUGUGUGUGUGCAGGUGCACGCCAGUCUGCCGCCCCCGUAGGGCAUACCAAAACAUGCAUUAGUAUAAGUUACGUGGGGCCGAGCCUCAUCCAGUGUACAUAUGGUAAUGGAUGGUGUGUGCGGAACAUGUCAGCCACCUCAUCAUGUAAAAGCCUUUGUGUACAGGAGGGAGCAUGGAGGGGCUAGCAGGUAGGCAUUAGGCAAUAUAAUGGCCUCUAUUUUUACACCGUGGAAACACACUUGAAGAGGCGACGCUUGUGAAGCUUUCAAAAAAAAAAAAGACUUACUGGUGUGUGUGUGUUGGGGUAGGAGGAGAGGGGGUUACAAGUGGGUAAGUGAGAGAAUAAAACUCUCAAACAGCCUGGCUGUUGGUCCUGUUUGCGCCAGUGUGUUUUAUCUCUGAACUUGUCUGCUGUAAUUAAAGCCACUGUUGGUAACAAUGGUGUGUAAUUACACUACCUCUCACAAGGAGAUCAUGUUUUCAUUACAGUUUUGUUAACUGUUAGUUUGUAGGGCUAUCAACACUUAAUUCAUCUUCACAGGGUAAUGCAUGGGUUAUCAAUGAACCCAUUGGUGCAGAUCUGGACAAAGGUGCUGAUGCAGUAAUAUGACAUUGCGCAGUUUUCUUUAAUUUUUCAGUAACUAAUGUAAGAAUGAGUUUUUAAAAAUAGAGUAUUUAUGAAUGUAUAGUGCUAUUAUUUAUUACUAUUGUGGGGAAUAAGACAAAUAAUAAUCAGAGUAUGUCACUAUUAUUAUGAUAUGCUGUAAUAGUUUUAUUGUUUAUUGUAUUGUUUUAUUUUGUAUCUCUUUAAGAUUAUUUUAUAUAUAUAUUGUUAUCAUUAUUUAUAUUUUACCAUGGGUACCGAAUUAAUUAUACUGUAAUAAUAAUUGUGAUAUUUUGGGCCGCACGGUGUCUCCGCUUGGGCAUCUCUUUGUGGAGUUUGCAUGUUUUUCCAAAGGUAUGAAUGUGAGCGUGAAUAAAUGUUUGUCUAUAUGCGUUUGUCAAUAUGUGGCCUGCGAU